AAUUACGCAAUUGGUUAUUGCUGUUGCGCGAGAGAAGAGAGGAACGAAGACUGAAAAAUGGCGUCAUGGAAUUCAUUUCCGCUUCAAGUUACCUACGAGGCUCUGGGUUGGUUCGCCUUCGUUUCCUGGUCCAUCAGUUUCUAUCCUCAAGUCAUCUUGAAUUUUCGCAGGAAGAGUGUGGUUGGACUCAACUUCGAUUUCGUGGUGCUAAAUCUGACCAAGCACAGUUCCUAUCUCAUAUACAACGCUUCUCUCUACUUCAGCUCUGCUAUUCAGAAGCAGUACUUUGAGAAAUACGGUUAUGGGGAGAUGAUACCUGUUGCUGCAAAUGAUGUUGCUUUCUCGAUCCAUGCUGUUCUACUGACAGCAAUUACAUUGUUCCAGAUUGCAAUCUAUGAACGUGGGAGUCAGAAAGUGUCCAAGGUUUCUAUUGGAAUUGUCUCUGUUGCAUGGCUUGUUGCAGCAGUUUGUUUCUUUAUUGCUUUGCCGAAUAAUUCCUGGCUUUGGCUUCUCUCCGUCUUCAACACAAUUCAAGUAGUUAUGACUACUAUAAAGUACAUUCCUCAGGCAGUCAUGAACUUCCUGAGAAAAAGUACUGAUGGCUUCAGCAUUGGUAACAUUCUACUUGAUUUUUCUGGAGGAAUAGCAAAUUAUGGACAGAUGGUUGUGCAAUCAAUAGAUCAAGAUUCAUGGGUCAACUUCUAUGGGAAUAUAGGAAAAGUGUUGCUAUCUUUGGUAUCUGUAUUCUUUGACAUUAUUUUCAUUAUUCAACAUUAUGUUCUGUAUCGUGGUAAAAAAUCCUCCAAAUUGGAGAUCACUACAGAGCAAGAAGAUCAAAUCAGAGAGCACCUUGUCAGACAUUCUGAUCAAUCAUCACCAGAGAAUGUGUAAGAUAUGACUUACUUCAUAAUGUAUAUUAAACUUCCCAUUGUAUGUUAUUUGUAUCAAAAUCCAAUUAGGAUGUUUUUCUUAUCCCAUACAUCAGGGGCACCAUUUUGAUGGGAGCUUCAAUAAAUAUUGUAUAAGUUUUAAGAAUUUUAGGCCAGCAUUCUUUUAUACUAUUUUGUAUUACAAAUUUGUAUAUGACCAAGUGACUGGCAUGUAUUAUCAAGCUACUCAAUUACCUACUGGUGUUUGUGGCCGUUUGAAAUUUUCCCACGAUGUGAGUGUUUGAAUUCAAA
This is a messenger RNA of Glycine soja, 1181 nucleotides long. RefSeq names its product cystinosin homolog. The coding region runs from base 58 to 891 and encodes 277 amino acids. The record is from RefSeq and is a predicted model, not a curated record. Lineage: Eukaryota; Viridiplantae; Streptophyta; Magnoliopsida; Fabales; Fabaceae. Gene Ontology annotation, biological process: L-cystine transport. The transcript is spliced from 8 exons. Gene Ontology annotation, molecular function: L-cystine transmembrane transporter activity. Gene Ontology annotation, cellular component: vacuolar membrane.